AGUGACUUACAUCUGAGACCGCCGUCUAACUUGUUGAACAUGCCCUCCCUCAGGACAACCCCAGCAGGAUACUACGAUCCAUAUCCGCCUCCCCUUCCUUCAUUCGGCGCGGUUGCGAUCAUCAAUCCUUGGCCGGUGAAAUGGAUUGGAAUGUCUUCCAGACAUCCAGCACAGGAUCCGCAGUAGAGCACCAGAGCUCCGACCCAGAUGAGAACGCCGCCGUACCAGUCGGUGUGAUAGCUGAGCCGACCGAAGGCGACAAUGCUAAUGUACACGAGUAUGCGCAAGAGGGAACCUCGGGGUCCAAUAAGUUGCAGCCUACCUCGCCCGACUCUGUUUUGAUGGCAAGAUAUAAACAUAGACAUUGCUUGGGGAGAGAUCCCCUCAGUUCUGACAUAGACAAGAUACCUCCGAUGACAUCAUCAUGCCAACCCUUUCAACCUCCUGUCUCGAUUUCCCCAUGGGCACCUCAAGGACAUCCUGAAGGUCAACGAUACUUUACAAAGUUGAUAAACGAUAUUCGCUAUCACACCGACCACUAUUUUGAAGAUGAAGCAUCUCUGAACGUGAUCAAUGAACUCGCUGCCGCUCUACACUCUGACUUGCGCAAGCACCCAAACCUACCGGCAGACAUCGAGGUAGUCUUGCACGUGUUCAAGAACGAGCAAAAUGAGAUGGAGUGUUCGUAUUACCUCGCUAGCGAGGCAGAGCGCUCCGUCUUCUGGUUAGAAGAGGUGGACACAACUCUCAUCACAGAGAACUUCCGGCCAGUACGAAAUGCAUCCUAUCUGAAAUACAGGGAACACGUUGAUCUCUACCCGCAUGGGCGUAUUGUAACGGCAGAGUUGCUCAGUGACGUGAAUGAGACACUGAAUACAUUCGCCUUUGACACUAUAACAUCCAUCACUUCGACAUCCCCUUGGGACUACAGCGAACUUCAAAAGAUUCUAUCUGUCUCGCGCAACAUCGCAGUUGGAGCUGGAGCUCAGUCAAUAUGGGUAUUAGCGAGAAUCAAGACUAUCAUCUUGUGGGAGCGCUUCGUCAAUAUGCACGGUCUACGGGAGGCACGCUUAGAGCGGCACAGAAGCGUUUUUGACCAGUCCCCUGCCGAGCCCUCUUGUCUCUUACGACUGAUAUCUCCCAUGUUCUUCAACCUGCCGCUCCAGUAUCUCCGAGAACUGGAGAAAAUAUACGUAGAUCGAACGGUGAACUACAAAUCAUGGUCGAUGUUCGUCACGAACCUCCAAAGUGAUUGGGGGAACUCUAUCACACCCGCAACAGUACUCUUAACAGCCAACGUUGGUCUACUUGCAAUACAGAGUGUUGAUACCGGUAACCCGGACCGCAGCGUGGCUCAAAUCGCGAGCUAUGUUUCGACUUUCCUCAGCCUCGGAAAUAUCAUGCUAUGCACCAUCCUCGCCCAGCGACAUCGCUUAAACGCAAACAUGACUGCAGAUCUUGCGGGCACCUAUGUAGACGGGAGAGCAAACUUCCCAUACGGGCUUGAACUCGUGGCCGUCUCCUUCAGUCUUCCCAGCGUGAUGUUCCUCUGGGGAUUGGCGGCCUUCUAUGUCGCGGUCGCUUGGGUCUGCUUAGAGGGGACAAGCCUUUGGACCCGUCUGCUGAGCGGGUUCAUUUUCGCGAUGAUCACUGUCUGCAUUGGCCUCAUCGUCGUAUUCGACUUCUGGGCCACGAAACGCUUGCGCGUUGAACCGGCUCCGCGAAAGCUCGAUCGUGUAGCUUAUCCUCGCCAGCUCAUGAGAGACGCCUGGGCUUCCGUCCUUGGCGCGUCAUCCGUCGUUCGGAAAACGCGCUGUAAAGUACUCCCCCACAUAUCGAAGCGGAAGAAACGAGCGACCGAAGACCAGGUAACCCGGAGAUACCCAAACAGCCAAGCGUUGCCUUUGUGAAUGCAGCAAAUAACGCUGGAUCGUAACAGACUUUCAGCGUCGCAUCUGGGUAAUCAAUGUAUUCUUUUGAUAGUGACUGGAUUAUUACCAGAAGUGUAUUUGCACCGACCGUGUCCCAUUGACAUAUGCUCUUCCGGAUCCAUGUCAAUAACCUCAAUCAAGGUAUGUCUGGGUUACACCUUGACCCCCCACCAAUCUGUACAGCGUCGCAUGAAUGCGACGGUGUAUUGCG
Messenger RNA from Rhodofomes roseus, 2142 nucleotides. RefSeq lists its product as uncharacterized. The transcript is spliced from 13 exons. Bases 141 to 1910 code for a protein of 589 amino acids. NCBI's taxonomy places the organism in Eukaryota, Fungi, Basidiomycota, Agaricomycetes, Polyporales, Fomitopsidaceae. The record is from RefSeq and is a predicted model, not a curated record.